UAGACGCGUGUGUAUAUUUAUAUAUAUAUAUUCGUAUAUAUGUAUAUAUAUAGAGAGAGGGAGAGACAGAUGUAGGAAGGAAGGUGGUUUCUCUCUCCAAAUUGUGUUCGCUGAUAUUGGCGUUGUCUUGUGUGGAUAUUCUGAACCGCUCUGAUUUUGUGUAUGGACGAAUAACCCUAACUUCUCAUCCGUUAGAUCCCAACCCCACUGUGUACGUAGUACAAGUCUGUUUCGGGUUUCAGAUAUUAACAACCUUGUCCGUCCGACUUGGAAUUCAACGUUGUUCCACCUCACUCUCACUUCAAACGCCUUGGAAUCAGGAGCUUCAUAAAAUUUAAUCAAGGAUAUACAAGAUCUCAGAACAAACAGUUGAAGUUAAGGGGAUUAUUGAGUUUAUAUUCUACUGAACUCAAUGGGGGCUGGGGAAGAGAGUGCUGCUGCUACGCCUUCUAAACCCCCUACUUCACUUCAGGAAGCACCUCCAACGCCUUCAUAUCCUGAUUGGUCGAGCUCAAUGCAGGCUUAUUAUGGCGCUGGAGCUACUCCGCCCUUUUUUGCCCCAACUGUUGCUUCGCCCACUCCUCAUCCCUAUCUGUGGGGAAGCCAGCACCCUUUGAUACCACCCUAUGGGAGUCCAGUUCCAUACCCUGCUCUAUAUCCUCCAGGGGGAGUUUAUGCUCAUCCUACUAUGGCCAUGACUCCAACUGCAGUGCAGACAAAUGUGGAGUUGGAAGGGAAGGCCCCUGAUGUAAAGGAGCGGGCUUUGACAAAAAAAUCAAAAGGAAUUUCUGGAAACCCUGGCUUGAUUGGUGGUAAGGCCAGAGAGAGUGGGAAGGCUGCUUCAGGUUCAGGAAAUGAUGGUGCCACACUAAGUGCUGAAAGUGGAAGCGAUGGUUCAUCAGAUGCAAGUGAUGAGAAUGCUAACCAACACGACCAUGCUACAAGUAAGAAAGGAAGCUUUGAUCUGAUGCUUGCAGAUGGAGCCAAUGCACAAAAUAACACUGUUGGGUCGAAUCUUCAAGUUUCAGUGCCCGGGAAUCCUGUUGUCUCUAUGCCUGCAACCAAUCUGAACAUUGGGAUGGAUUUAUGGAACGCAUCUCCUGCUGGUGCUGGAGCUGUGAAAAUGAGAUCCAAUCCUUCUGGUGUCUCAGCAGCUGUUGCUCCAGCAACAAUUGUUGGACGUGAAGGCAUCAUGCAGGAUCAAUGGAUUCAGGAUGAACGGGAACUUAAAAGACAGAAGAGGAAGCAAUCUAACAGAGAGUCAGCGAGGAGGUCAAGACUGCGCAAGCAGGCAGAGUGUGAAGAGCUACAAGGAAGAGUAGAGACACUGAGCAAUGAGAAUCGUACACUCAGAGAUGAGAUGCUGAGGCUUUCCGAGGAGUGCGAGAAGCUAACAACUGAAAACAAUUCUAUCAAGGAAGAACUAACUAGGAUGUGCGGACCAGAUGCACUAUCUAAACUCGAGAAUAAUGGUACGGCACUUCACUCUCAGGGUGAUGGAGGUAACAAAUAAGAAUUUCUCAGUGGGAGAAAAAUUUAUUUGGAAGUUCAUCAGGAAUCCAUGAGUAAUGUUUCUUAUUCUUACUUACCUAAUACCCUUAACCCUUUCCUUUUGCAAGGAAACUGUAACAUUUAUAUAUGUGAUCCUAACAUGAGUUGGGUUCCUUAGUUGAUCUAGCGUGUUGUUGUAAAAUUAAUCAAUUAAGAGAGAAGAAAAGGAGAGAGAGAGAGAGAGAGAGAGAGAGAGAGAGAAGAGUCUUGAAGAGAUUUAGGUCUUCAACUGCUUGAAUACAAUGUCUUAAUUAUUUCUUGUGGAGCAUUCUUUGGAGAGAGACUCACUUCAAGUGCUUGUUUUAAUGUCACUGUUCUUGCAUUUA
Cornus florida is the source of this 1877-nucleotide messenger RNA. Its product is annotated as G-box-binding factor 1. The record is from RefSeq and is a predicted model, not a curated record. NCBI's taxonomy places the organism in Eukaryota, Viridiplantae, Streptophyta, Magnoliopsida, Cornales, Cornaceae. Gene Ontology annotation, molecular function: DNA-binding transcription factor activity; sequence-specific DNA binding. The transcript has 12 exons. The coding region runs from base 413 to 1513 and encodes 366 amino acids. Gene Ontology annotation, cellular component: nucleus. Gene Ontology annotation, biological process: regulation of DNA-templated transcription.